AUGCCGAACACAACCGAAGAACAAUGUUCAUUGACUACACGGCAACAAAUAGCCAUAAAUGCAUCUCUUAUGGCUAUUUGGUGUUCCCGACGUGCUCCACAAUGUGAAUAUACACAAUUUUUGAUUGAUAUUAGUGCAUUAUCAGCGCCAACUGCUCACCAAAAAGCGUCAUUGAAAAAUGUUUUUCUAGAAAAUACUUUGAAUCUAUCCUUACCGGAUGACUUUGCUACGAAUUAUGAUGCCUAUAUGGAUGCCAAUUAUUUACAAGUGUUUGUAAUAUGUGCUAGUCCAUAUGUGACGACACAUAAACAACAGGCUAAAUUAACGUUCGUUGAUACAUUUUCAGCUAUUGGAGGACAAACUGGAUUGUAA
Molecule: messenger RNA, 372 nt
Organism: Rotaria sp. Silwood1
Lineage: Eukaryota; Metazoa; Rotifera; Eurotatoria; Philodinida; Philodinidae
Source: the annotation of a GenBank genome assembly